AUGCUGAAAAAACGUCUACAUUUUAGGGUCGUGAAUCUCGGUGGGUGCCAUGAGAUUGCUGAGGUGCUUGUUUUUGCCGCUUUGAAAAAGGUUCGUGAGCUUUUCGUGCACGAAGCAGCUGCUGGUAUUACUGCACUAACCAUUUGUGAGCGACUAGAAAGGCUCAGCUUAGGUUGCCGCGUUCAUGUUUCAGAUGGCAACCAUCUCAGGAUCUUGGCGAAUCUCGUGAAGCUACACCUUUGGAGCACAAAGGUGAGAAAUGCAGAAAUUGUCGGCUUUGCCUUCUUUUGUGUACUAGUGGAGCUUAUAGUGGACGACGGUGUUCGAGUUACAGAUGUAUUCCCACUUGACUUCUUGCAACCAAUUUCAUGGCUUUCACUAAUUGAGACAGAGGUCGAUGCUCGAGGUGUAAAGGUACUGCUUUACUGUCAGAGAUUGGAGAUUUUGGCCCUUGGUGGGACAUGUGUCUUUUAUUCACUGAAGCGGUGGAGACACGAUGCCAUUGGCCAAUACCUUGAAAGUUUUGCGUGGCUGCUGUACCCACGUGCGUAA
Molecule: messenger RNA, 552 nt
Organism: Leishmania braziliensis MHOM/BR/75/M2904
Lineage: Eukaryota; Euglenozoa; Kinetoplastea; Trypanosomatida; Trypanosomatidae
Exons: 1
Coding region: 1-552 (183 amino acids)
Source: RefSeq, a predicted model, not a curated record